Molecule: messenger RNA, 864 nt
Organism: Nematolebias whitei (Rio pearlfish)
Lineage: Eukaryota; Metazoa; Chordata; Actinopteri; Cyprinodontiformes; Rivulidae
Product: cell cycle control protein 50A
Exons: 6
Coding region: 1-864 (287 amino acids)
Biological process (GO): phospholipid translocation
Cellular component (GO): Golgi apparatus; plasma membrane; endoplasmic reticulum
Source: RefSeq, a predicted model, not a curated record
AUGGACUACACUGGACUGGACCUGUCCAGUCCCUGCUUCAACUGCUCCCAGAACUUCAGCUGGAACAGCACCAAGCCCUGCACCUGUUCCAUCCCCUUCUACCUGGACCAGCCCUAUGAGAGCAACGUCUUCAUGUACUACGGCCUGUCCAACUUCUACCAGAACCACCGACGGUACGUGAAGUCCAGAGACGACAGCCAGCUGAACGGGAACGAGGAGUCCCUCAGGAAACCCAGCAAGGAGUGCGAGCCGUACGCUCGCCACAACAACCGGGCCAUCGCGCCGUGUGGCGCCAUCGCCAACAGCAUGUUCAACGAUACUCUGGAGCUGUUCUACACUGAGCCGAAUGGAACCAAGACCCAGAUCCCUCUGACCGCCACUGGAAUCGCCUGGUGGACCGACAAACACGUGAAGUUCAGGAACCCUGGAGGAACCAAUGAGAACCUCACUGCAGCAUUUCAAGGAACGGUGAAGCCUAUCAACUGGCGUCGACCCGUGUACGAGCUGGACUUUGAUGUAGAAAACAACGGCUUCAUCAAUGAGGACUUCAUCGUGUGGAUGAGAACCGCCGCUCUGCCCACGUUCCGCAAGCUGUACCGGAUCAUCCAGAGGAGGAACAGCAUGGUUCCCACCCUGCCUCGAGGAAACUACACGCUGGAAGUGGUCUACAAUUAUCCGGUCAGGAGCUUUGACGGCAGGAAGCGGAUGAUCCUGAGCACCAUCUCCUGGAUGGGGGGAAAGAACCCGUUCUUGGGCCUAGCCUACAUCACCGUGGGCUCCGUCUGCUUCCUGCUGGGCGUGGUCCUGCUCUUCAUCCACCACAAGUACGACAACCGCAACAACAAUGCUGACAUCUCCAACUGA